AUAAUGAGUUCCAACAGAAGCUAUUUCUCACUCUGCGACAUCAACGAUCCUUCUUAUCUCUAUUCUGGGAGCGUGUUUGCCAGCAUUACUCAUGCUAAAUCUGAAGAUAUGCUCUCAAAUUUUAACUUCUGAGAGGCUUAUCCAGAACUUCAAGUAAAUCAACUUUACCAGAACUGUACUUAUUCAGACCAAAAGAUGAUUAACAAGGUUUGUGAGAUUCCUCAAUCUGUUGAUUCAAACAAGCUUAGAACUAAAAAUAUUAGAAUCGAUGAUUCCCAGAUUCCUUCUAGAGGUGAGACCAAAUCGUGCUGAACUCCCACUAUACCAAACAAGUCUUCUCGAAGCAUGAAGGCUUCUAAAAGAAGAGACGUUGCUUAUAAGUCAGCAAUCAGGCUUCUCAGAAGGUUCUUCAAAAAUACUUUUAAACAGAAAAAUAAAGAUAUUGUAAAGAGAAGAUAUUAUAACUGCACAAUGGAGUACAUUUAUGCGAGAGUCUACGACAUGCUGGAGGAGUUAAUUCCUCAAGAGGAUCUAACUAAAGAGCUUGUCUACUAUACCAUUGGCAUAAUCGAUAUUAGAAAGGACUCUGAAUCAUCAUACAGUAAUGCUAUCAAAAGGCAGAUUACAGCCCUCAAGGAUUGAAGACAACAGUUCUCCAGGAGCAGAUUCAAUAAGGCUUUUAUGUCUAAGAGCCUGAGAGCCCUAGCAAGGUGUCUGGUUCAGAAUCAUGGCGAUCCCAGAGUGAGUAUCUUCAAAGAAGAAUUGAUUUAAGCGUGAAAUCUAUUUAAACUGCUGAAGAUGAGCUUAUCAAAUUACUGAAUACCUCUAAAUCUUCUGAGGCAUAAAACUACCUCGGUUAUUUAGGGUUUGUCAUGGUUUGCUCUCUAUACUUACGAUGCUCAUUUAUUAAAGUAUUACUAAACUUAAACUAAAACUUUAAAUCUAUUUUCUUUCUAAUUAGUGUAAGGGACCUGUUAAUGAUUAACAAGGACUAGCAUCCCCAAUGAUGUCGUUUGCCUGAAACAUUGGGAUUACUCUCUAUUGUAUGUGUUUUGGGUUGAAGAGAUUCAUUGUAAUAUUGUCUUGUUCCCACCGUGGCCAUUAUUGCAAAUUAUCCAGUAAACCUUAACCGGGAAUUUUAAACCAAGAUAUUCUGCCAGGAUUCUUGUAAAAACUCAAGAUCCCUCUUUAUAGUUGUCGAAUGAGCAUGCUGAAACAUUUUAUGCAUCAUUCUGUACCUUCUCUUGAGAACUUUAAUAUUAAAAAUAUUAAUAAUACGAAUCUUUCAUAAAGGACAUCGUUAUUUAGUUUUACUGCCACAACUAAUAAUGGGAUAUGAUCGAUCGUCUGUAAAAUAUGGAUGUUCGCAAACCUAUCUCUUGAUAAGAUAUCAUGAGGUUUGCCAAAUAAAUAAGCAUUUCAGUACACCAGUGCAUAAUAAAAUUUCUUGAAAUAAUAGUAAAAAAUUAAUGGAAUUAUUAUGUUAAGAUCAUUAAAUUUGGGUGAUGAAGUAUUUAAGUCUGGCAUAAUUCCUCUUAAAUAACAUAUUAGAGGGAUUUGGAUAGUUCUGAUACCUUCUCUGAUGUCAAAUAUAUCUUAAUAAGACUUGCAUGUUGAUAUGCUGUAAUCACCUUCUUCAAUAACUGAACCUUUGUAAAUUAUUAGAAGAAAUUUGAAGGUCACCAAAAUAUGUUUAUAUGCGGCAUAUCAAGAGAAGGUCCACUCAUUAAGCUAUAUUAUUUCUUUAAGAGCAUUAUAUC
This is a messenger RNA of Moneuplotes crassus, 1760 nucleotides long. The record is from the annotation of a GenBank genome assembly. Lineage: Eukaryota; Ciliophora; Spirotrichea; Euplotida; Euplotidae.